This is a messenger RNA of Onychostruthus taczanowskii (white-rumped snowfinch), 789 nucleotides long. Its product is annotated as dnaJ homolog subfamily B member 1-like. The transcript is spliced from 2 exons. Gene Ontology annotation, cellular component: cytosol. NCBI's taxonomy places the organism in Eukaryota, Metazoa, Chordata, Aves, Passeriformes, Passeridae. Bases 42 to 746 code for a protein of 234 amino acids. The record is from RefSeq and is a predicted model, not a curated record. Gene Ontology annotation, molecular function: Hsp70 protein binding; transcription corepressor activity.
GCCCCACCUUCACCUACACGUUCCGCGGCGACCCGCACGCCAUGUUCGCCGAGUUCUUCGACGGGCGCAACCCCUUCGACACCUUCUUCGUGCAGCGCAACGGCGACGAUGAGGACGGCGACGAGGCCUUCAACACCUUCCACGUGGGGGGCUUCGGCAGCGUCAGCUUCCCGCGGGGCCGGGGGGGCGACGGCCGCAAGCAGGACCCCCCGGUGCUGUACGACCUGCGCGUGUCGCUGGAGGAGAUCUACAGCGGCUGCACCAAGAAGAUGAAGAUCUCCCACAAACGCCUGGGCCCCGACGGGAAGACGGUGAGGAACGAGGACAAGAUCCUGACCAUCGAGGUGAAGCGAGGCUGGAAGGAGGGCACCAAGAUCACCUUCCCCAAGGAGGGCGACCAGACCCCCAACAACAUCCCGGCCGACGUGGUGUUCGUGCUCAAGGACAAGCCGCACGACGUGUUCCGCCGCGACGGCUCCGACAUCGUCUACCCGGCCAAGAUCAGCCUGCGCCAGGCUCUGUGUGGCUGCACGGUGACCGUCCCCACGCUGGACGGCCGCUCCAUCCCCAUGGUGUUCCAGGACGUGCUCAAGCCGGGGGUCAAGCGCCGCGUGCCGGGGGAGGGGCUGCCCUUCCCCCGCUCCCCCGAGCAGCGCGGCGACCUCGUCAUCGAGUUCGAGGUCAAGUUCCCCGACAGGAUCCCCCCGGCCUCCAAACCCCUCCUGGAGCAGAUCCUGCCCCCCUAGGGCCCCCCAAAACCCGCCCGGGGGCCGCGGACUCGGGGGAGAC